Messenger RNA from Vairimorpha ceranae, 1140 nucleotides. RefSeq names its product nucleic acid- ob- nucleic acid- ob-fold-like protein. The transcript has a single exon. Bases 1 to 1140 code for a protein of 379 amino acids. The record is from RefSeq and is a predicted model, not a curated record. NCBI's taxonomy places the organism in Eukaryota, Fungi, Microsporidia, Nosematidae.
AUGGACGAUCACCAGCCACAAAAUAAUGCUUCAAUCGUAUUUACUAAGAUUCGUAAUUUAACUACAGGACAAAGCUACAACAUAUUAUGUAAAAUAUUAGAAAUUUAUCCAUGGCGGCAAACUAAAGGAGAAGAUUUAGUUAUGACUCUAAAAGUACAAGAUGAUCCAUCAGAUGAUUAUAUUUUUGUAAAAAUAUUCAGUCCUAAAGCCAUUCAUAAAGAUUGCUUUAAUUUGGGUGAGACAAUUUCAAUUUGUGGAAUAAAGCACUUUAAAUUAGAUCUGUACAUUUUAGACAAAAAAGGAAGUAUAAAAAAAAUACAAGAUAGUAACAAUAUUAAAAAGAAUACGUAUAAUAGUUUACAACAUUCUUUAAAAUGUAUUAAAGAUCUUCAAGUGACAGAAUAUAUUAAAUUUAAUGGUAAAUUAAUUUAUAAACAAAAAGAGAGUAAAAAUCUGGUAAUACUUGGGUUUAUCGAUUAUACUGUUAAUCCAUUAAUUCAAUUAACUAAAAAUAAGGCUUAUUACACCAAUAAUAUGGUAUUGUAUGUUAAGACUUGGGAUAACAUAUCUAAGGUAGCUGUGUCUUUGGUUAUCAAUUCUUUUUAUAAUCUUGAAAAUCUAAAAGUAAAGGUAGAUGUAUCAAAAAUAUCUGCAGAUUUAUCUGAUUCUCCUUUAUCAAAAAUAACAGAAAUAACUGAUAUUAAUGUUAUAAAAGAAAUUAAAGCUCGAUCUAAUUUUCUAGCUGAUAAAGUUAUUUCUUUCUCAGAAAAUGUAUACAGUUCUAUUGAGCUAAAACUAAUAAACGAAAUUAAAAAACCUGGAUAUUAUAAAAUACAAGUAAAAAUAUUAAGACAUCAUCCAUUUCAGGGUUAUUACAUCGAUGUGUGUAUUAAAUGUAAAAAAGCGCAAGAAGAAUCUUUGUUUAAAUGUGAAUGUAAUUCUCCACCUGAAAGAUUUUUUGUUGUAAAAUAUCUUGUGCGUGACGAUAGUGGAGAAUUCGUUUUGCUAGCAAAAAAUGAAGUGGCACGGGCUAUGUUGUCAAGAUUCGAAACAUCAAAAAAAAUAGAGUUAUUAGUCUAUUGCAAUUUUAUUGAUCAAUGUAUUCAUUUAGAAAUUAAAGAUCUACCAAAUUACAUAUAA